Messenger RNA from Manduca sexta (tobacco hornworm), 1617 nucleotides. Its product is annotated as cytochrome P450 6B7. The transcript has 2 exons. Lineage: Eukaryota; Metazoa; Arthropoda; Insecta; Lepidoptera; Sphingidae. The record is from RefSeq and is a predicted model, not a curated record. The coding region runs from base 42 to 1511 and encodes 489 amino acids. Gene Ontology annotation, molecular function: heme binding; monooxygenase activity; iron ion binding.
UGUCAGUAUAUCUCCAACCCAACGAGUAGUUACAGUGCACAAUGUUCUUCCAAGUUUUAUUAUUUUCGUGUAUGCUAUUAAUAAUAACAUUGUUUAUUAAAAAGAAAAAUUACUGGAAAAUUAGAGGAGUAGUUCAAGAGACUGGAAUUAUAUGGAGAUACAUUUUUGGUGAUCGCUCCUUGUCCGAAUACUCCAAAGAAAUAUAUGAUAAAUACAAAGAAGACCAAAUUGGUAUGUAUUUCGGAUAUACGCCAGCCUUGAUGGUUAAAAAUCUUGAAGACAUUCAAGCCGUUGUUGCUGUUGAUUUCCAAAGUUUUUACAAACGGGGUAUAGUUUUGAACGAAAAUGAUAUAUUGGGCGAUAAUAUUUUGUCCAUCGACAACUAUCCUAGAUGGAAAAUCCUGCGACACAAAAUGACACCGGUUUUCAAGAAUAUUCGACUCAAGACCAUGUUUUAUAGUAUAGAUAUAUGUGCACAAAAUUUAGUUGAUUUGAUUGAAAAAGACACACAGGUUAGGGAAAAACCUUACAAUAUUAUAUAUACAUACACAGCCGCAUCUAUUGGAGCAGCAGUAUUUGGGAUAGACACAACAAGCAAAAGCACUAUAGAUUCUCCAUUCGUAAAAAUGGCCUGGGACGCCUUUGAACCAUCAUUUUCCACUAACAUAAAAUUUUUAUUGAACAAUAUGCUUCCAUCAUUAUUCAACAUUUUGCCAAUAAAAUUAUUUGGUGAUCACGAAGAAUUUUUUAUUGGUGCUGUUAAAAAUGUUUUAAAGAAGCGUCGUAAUUCUAAGAAAAGGAAUGAUUUUAUUGAUGUGUGCUUGGAGCUGCAGAAAAAUGGACUGAUGAAAGAUCCAACUACUGGUUAUGAAUUAGAGCCGACCGACGAGCUUCUCGCAGCUCAAGCGUUUUUCUUCUUUAUAGCUGGUACUGAAACCACAGCCAAUGGGAUACAUUUUACUCUUUUAGAACUGGCAGCAAACCAAACGAUUUUAACGAAACUACACGAAGACAUCGACGAAGUUUUCAAAGAUGGUAAAACUGAACUCACGUAUGAAGAUUUAGAUAAUCUGCCAUACCUCGACAUGGUCAUGAAUGAGGCUUUGAGAAAAUAUCCACCAAUUGGACAGAAUCAAAGAUUUUGUACGAAAAAUACUGAGCUACCAAGCAAUAAAUUGAAAAUAGAGAAGGGCACAGUAAUAAUAAUACCGAUAUAUUCUAUCCAUCGAGAUGAGAAACUAUUCCCAAAUCCUGAUUUAUUUGACCCGGAAAGAUUUGCUCCUGAUAGAAUUAAACAUAUGGAAAAAUUCAGCUACAUGGCUUUUGGUAGAGGAAAUCGUGUUUGUAUUGGUAUGAGAUUCGCGCGUAUCCAGAUCAAGGCUUGCUUAGUCCGUCUGUUGAGAAGGUACACCCUCGCCGAACAUUCUUACAAGCCGGAUCGGUUCGAACGAAGCACGUUCAGCAUUCGUGAUUCAAAUGCAAGAUACGAAUUCAUACCCCGAGAAUUAUGAAGAAAAUUACAAAUUUGUUCCAGAUGAGGUUUUGUUAAAAUUAAUGCACCCAACCAGAGAAGUUAAAUAUUGAAUUUUGAACUUUUACUAUAUUUCGUCAUCAAAA